Corylus avellana is the source of this 1286-nucleotide messenger RNA. RefSeq lists its product as uncharacterized. The record is from RefSeq and is a predicted model, not a curated record. NCBI's taxonomy places the organism in Eukaryota, Viridiplantae, Streptophyta, Magnoliopsida, Fagales, Betulaceae. Gene Ontology annotation, cellular component: nucleus.
CCCCUACCACCAAAGCUCUGAUAUACAUAUAUAUCUCACCGUCUGUCCAGGUUCUCAGCACAAGCACCAGUUGCUUCACAGAAAGAGAUGGGAAAAGCUGAGAAAGAGCAACUGAAGAGAACCCUGAAUUCUCACCUCAACACCAUCCAUGAAACCUUCCAGGUGUUAAAUCAAAGCCCAGCUUCUUCUCUUGACAAAGUGAGCUGGGAGGAGGUCAUAAAGGUGGGCGAAGAAGUCUCGAAACAAGCUACCAUGGCUGGAAUGCUUUGGGCUGGAGAAACACCGGAAGUUAGAGCACUUGAGGAGAACAUGGCAGCAUACUUCAAUAUGUUACUGGGUUUCCUUUUGCUUUCCCAUGGAAGUACAGUGGGUGCAGGGCAUACUCUGUCUUCCAGCAUACAUGCAUCCGUGAAGCAAGUUGUUGAUUGCAGUUUUAAGUUGUUCAUGGAAUCUGUCUCUACUUAUGGAUCUCACAAUAAAGACCAAAAACUCUCAAUCCCACAGUUAGUCGGUGCAGUAUGGGAAGCGUCUUCUGCUCUUAAAAAGACUCCUUCCUCAAAUAUCACAGCCAUUGGGCGAUGUAUGACACAAGUUGCAUUUUCUAUGAAGGAUGUUCUUCGUGAGAUGAAGGAGCUCAAGCCAGGUUCCUCCGAACAAACGGAUGAAACCUACAAUGAUGCUUCGAACAAAGCAGAAAGCGGGCCCCAAGAUGAUGAUGAUUCGUGUGAUGAUGAUCUAGGCAAUGACCUGACACCCGAAGAGAUGAAAAUUGCCAAAUCGGCAACAGAAGUUGUGUCUCAGAUGCUCCUAGUUACAAAGGAACUUAUCCGCACCAUCACAGAUUUGAUUAAACUGGAAAAUCCAAACGACUGCAGUGACUUCGUGGAUUCUUUGGAGAAAGUGUUGAAGCUCUGUCAAGAAAUUGGGACACAGGUUGAUGAGCUUGGAGCUUGUCUUUACCCCCCGCAAGAGGUUCCAGCUAUGAAGGCUGCUUCUGAGAAAAUCUCCAGCAUCAUUGAUGACAUCCAAGUAGAGUUGGAGAAUAUUAGAGGAACUUCACAAGCUUUUCUUCGGGCCUGCGAUGGUUUGAGGAGUUCACUUAGACAGUUCGAAUCUGACCUAGAUUGUCCAAGUACUGCUGAUCUGGAAGCCAAAAUGCAAGACGUCACUUUGAGCAUUUAGGAUGCUGAGAGAUUUACUGAUAGUGUAUUUUGUAAUUACCUAAAAACUGCCUUUCAGGACCUUUAGAGGAAUUCUUUGGAUACAAAAUGUGUUAUGUCUUUUUA